Drosophila biarmipes is the source of this 3167-nucleotide messenger RNA. RefSeq names its product E3 ubiquitin-protein ligase ZNF598. Gene Ontology annotation, molecular function: ubiquitin protein ligase activity; ribosome binding. Lineage: Eukaryota; Metazoa; Arthropoda; Insecta; Diptera; Drosophilidae. The record is from RefSeq and is a predicted model, not a curated record. Bases 249 to 2864 code for a protein of 871 amino acids. Gene Ontology annotation, biological process: rescue of stalled cytosolic ribosome; protein ubiquitination. The transcript is spliced from 6 exons.
UCAUCUGGCCUAUCGAUAAACGGCAAUCGGUUUCCCAAGUUCAGAGUUUUUCUUUUUCGUUAAAAAACGUGUUGGCGUUGCAAAUAUCCCCCACUCUACUGAUUGCCGAGUCCAACGCAGGCAAAAAAGCCCCCGGAACCCGAGGAACACGGCCGAUUCGCCUGAGAGCAGUCACUGCGCUCCAAUUUCCAAGUGCCCUUGGCAACAAGUAACUUUCCCCCUCCACUCACCGCGAACUCUCUAGAGAAAUGCAGAACGGAAAGCCAAGAUCGGCGGCCAGGACGUCCUACCACCGCCGUCCCAGAUCCCAGGUGCCCAACCCCACUGGUACGGAGAACUCCGCGGCCAAGCCGGACGCCACUGAGAGCCAGGCGGUGGGCAUCGACGAUAAUGCCUGCGUGGUGUGCUUCAAGAACGUGGACAUCUAUUCAAUCGGGGACUGUGACCACCCCGUCUGUUACGAGUGCUCCACUAGGAUGCGGGUGCUUUGCCAGCAGAACGAGUGCCCCAUCUGCCGCCACGUCCUGUCCAAGGUCCUCUUUACCCUAGAGAAGCUGCCCUACCGCGAGCUGGAGGCCAACAACCGCUCCGACUUCUACAGCAAGAAGUACCGCAUCGGCUUCUGCAGCGCCGAGAUUCAGCAGCAGUUCUUCAAGCUGCUCGACCAUCCGUGCCCCAAAUGCGAUGCCCCUCCAUACCGAACCUUCCAGGGCCUUCGCAACCACGUGCGCAGCGAGCACAGCCUGCUGUACUGCGACCUCUGCGUGGAGACCCUCAAGAUCUUUACCUUUGAGCGCAGGUGCUACACGCAGGCGGAGCUGCAGCUGCACAACACCAAGGGUGACCCGGACAAUCGCUCGCAUCGCGGCCAUCCGCUGUGCGAGUUCUGCAAGAAGCGCUACUUGGACCGGGAUGAGCUGUUCCGACAUCUGCGGCGCGAGCACUACUUCUGCCACUUCUGCGACGCCGACGGCUGCAAUGAGUUCUACAAAGACUAUGAGGAUCUGGCGGACCACUUUCGGCAGGAGCACUUCCUCUGCGAGGAGGGCAAGUGCGCCACCGAGCAGUUCGUCGGCGCCUUCCGCAACGAGAUCGAGUACAAGGCGCACGUGGCCAACGUGCACGGCAAGUCGCUCAACAAGCAGCAGGCCAAGCAGACGCGCACCCUGCAGCUGGAGAUUACCCUGGGACCGCGCGGACGCAGCGGCCAGACGGAGCAGGGCAUAGCCAACAUGCGAGCCAGAAACGAAGAGCAAAACGAUUACCUGGACGACUUGCCGACGAGUAGCCAGCGCCACGUAAGCAUCGAUGCCGGCAACGAGGAGCAGUUCCCCACUUUGAGAGGCGCCUCCACGGCGCCCAGCGUGUCUCUGGUUAGACCACCGCCGCCCUCGAUGCGCAACCUAAGUGGCACCUCGGGUCUUGCUCGAACCAAAGAGAACUUCCCGGCUCUGGGAGGGGGAAAUGCAGGCGGCGUUGGCGGCGCCACUGGCAGCAGCCUCGCCGCCAGAGCUGCCCAGUCCCAGCAUCCCGUGGCUGCUGUCUUCAAGAAGCCCACAAAUGCGGCAGCUUCCGGCGGCCGCACUGGACCAGCGGCCAGCAAUGGAAUGCUCCUGCAUGUGUCCAAUAGACCAGCAGCAGCAGUGCCCAAGAAGACAGCCGCACCGCAGCUAGACUUUCCCGCUCUGCCGGGCAAGGGAAACAAGAAAAACCUGCGCAACCUGGAGGAGGACAUGCUGCCCAGCGGCUCUGCAGUGCCCAUGACGAAUAUUUCGGCCAAGCAUCGGUCCCUGGCCGAUGAUUACGUGUCGGUGGCCAAUCCGAGCAACUUCCACAAGCUGCAAUUGGUGCAAAAAGAGGAGGACGAGGCCAAGGCACGGCAAGAGGCCCUGAAGAAGAGUGCGCCCAAGCUUACGGCGUCCGAAUUUCCAAGCCUAGGACCGAGUGCCAGUGCCAGUUCCAGCAGAGCGAAUGCCGCGAAGCCAGCCAGCGGACCUGGCACCCUGAACUGGUCUAAGCCAACUUCCGAGAAGAAGCAGCGGGAGCUGGAGAACCGCAAGGCAAAGGUGGCACCUGCGCCGGUUUUGCCCACACCGACAUCGCGGCCCGCUCCCAAGGCAAAUAACAAUAAUGUCCAGGAGCCACAGGCCAACAAAAAAGAUAAAAAACCGAAGGAUAAGAAGAACAAUCAGGAGAAUCAGCCCAAGGCGGUCAAGCAGAAGGAGAAAAACAAUAACAACGAACAAAAAUCCAACGGGGCUCCAGCUACUCCAAUACGUGCUCCACUUGGCAUAGGAUCUGGCGGACCGCUCAAGCCGCCCCCCGGGUUCGUGUCCAACGUGACGGUCAACUCGGUGGCCAAGCUGCCCAACAAUCUCACGUUCACCAGUUCGCUGGGCGAGUCCUACAACAUUGUACCUAGCCCCUAUACGUACACCGAUCCACCAGAUACCGGAUACAGGAACCAGAAAUUGGUGGACGAGGUCAUGGGCUUACUCAAGACCCCAGAGGCAUUAAACGAAUUUCGCUUGCUGUCGUCCAAGUUCCGCGACGGAUCCUGUUCGGGUCAAGCGUACUACGAGCACUGCCAGUGCGCCAUGCUGAGUUCCUUCAACCACCUGUUCCCGGAGCUGCUGGCCAUGUUGCCCGAUAUAAGCAAGCAACAGGAACUGUAUCUCGUGCACAAACAACAUUUGAACAGCCUUUCGCCCGCCCAGCGCAAAUCCGUGCCCACCCUUGAGGUUUGCAAGGUGUGCAAGCAGAUCCUCAUCACCGCCGACCUGGAGGGCCACCAGCAGGCGCACGAGCUGACCAAGAAUUUCCCUGUGCUCGGAAGCUCAGCUUCCAAUGCGCACCGCAACUGAGGUGCGCGGAUCGUAGGACAUCAAAAGCUUUAGCCCCCUGUAUAUUUUCUAUGUAUAUACCGUUUCAAUCGACCAGAAGCCCAUGUCCCCAGGUCAUGUCGAGAGUGGAAAUCUAAAUGUAUUUGAACUAGCCGAACAAUAUCGCCCCAUAUAGGGCGCCCCCACGAAGCAAUCUGACGAUGUGACCUAGUCCAGGCAGUAGCGUAGUGAGCAACCCGCUGAUCUGGGAUGCGUUUUUAAUAUUUACGAGUGAGCUUGUGUUUAGCAAAUGCCCGCAGCCUAAUAAAGUUCAAAUCAAACACA